GUGUCACAGUUUUAAAAGCACUACAAAUAUUUUUCUAACUCGGUGAAUUUCACAACGUUUUGCAGCAGCGAGUGCAAAACACGAAGUGCGUCGAAUCAAUUUACUUCCAUUUAGCUAGGCUAGAACUCGGUGCUAACUAUAUUUUUAAGAAAGUGCGCGUUUAUCGUUAGUGAAUCAAACUCAAAAUGACCUCCCCGUGGGCCCAGAUCGCCGCUCCGACCGCAGUCGACCUACAGGAAAUCAUGUCCGAGGAGUUUGCCCGCGGUCUGCAGGAACAGGAACACGAGCAGCCGAGUCGUCCGGCGAAGAAGGUUGCUCCGGUGCAACUGCCAGCACCUCCACCACCGGAACCCGUCGCCGGAAGCUCGCGGGCGAUAGAUCCGGGAUUGCUGUUGGAUCCGUUCGAAGAGGGACCGGGACCGUCCAGUCGAUGCGUGGAGGACGUGAUUCCGGAAGAUGUGUUGAGGGCGAUUGAGGAAGCCGAUCAAAAGCAGCUGGAAUCGGAUGUGGCCAUUGCGAAGCUGUUGCAGGCGCAGUUUGACUCCGAGUACGACGAGCAGUUGAAACGGGAAGAGAACCACCGGAACAAGAACUCGUGCGUGAAGAUUUCGUUGAAAAACUAUCGGAUGGUCCCGGAAGAGUUGCUGUACGACGAGGAGGACCAGGCUGAGGUUCCGGUUGAUCCGAAAGCGGACUGGGAUCGGUUUGAGACGAACGAGAAGGAGGAGAAAACGAUUCCGAGGGUCGGGUACAAGGUCAACGAGGACGGAGAAAUGGUCACGAAGCACAACCAGGACAUUUCCGGGCGGAAGAAUGCGUGCAAGGUUAUGUCAUUUCCGCCGGAGUUUUCCACCGGGGACGGGGCAGGAUUCGAUAUGAAGUUGUCGAAUAAGGUUUUCAACCAACUCAAGUCGCACUCGAAGAAGACAACCAAAAAGCAGCACAAAGCGGCGGACCGGAAGGAGAACAUCGCGACGGCGGAAAUGGGUCUGGAUGAACCGACGAGGAUGAUUCUGUACAAGUGGAUCAACAAUCAGCUGCUGGAAUCGAUCGACGGAAUUAUAUCCACCGGGAAGGAAGCGGUUAUUUUGCACGGUGAGACGGAUCCGACCAACCCGAACCUGGAGGAAGACGAAUCGUACCCAAAAGAGGUGGCAAUCAAAGUGUUCAGCACGACGCUCAACGAGUUUAAGCAGCGUGAUCGUUACAUCAAAGACGACUUCCGGUUCGCGGGUCGAUUCUCGAAGCAAAACGCCCGAACCGUCAUCAACAUGUGGGCCGAAAAGGAGUUGCACAACCUGAACCGCAUGAAAAGGAUCGGAAUCCGGUGUCCGGAAGUGGUCGUGCUCAAGAAGAACAUUCUGGUAAUGUCCUUUAUCGGGGAAAAUCUGGUUCCGGCACCGAAGCUGAAGGAAGCCGUCCUGAACGAGGCGCAGCUGAUUUGCGCGUACGAAGAAAUGGUCGAAAUUAUGCACAAGCUGUACAAUGAAGCGAGACUGGUUCACGCCGACUUGUCCGAGUACAACAUCCUGUGGUUUGACGAGCAGUGCUGGAUCAUCGACGUGGCGCAGUCCGUUGAGCCGGGUCACCCGGGGGCGCUCGAGUUCCUGAUGCGAGAUUGCGACAACAUUAGCACGUUCUUCACCAAACGAGGCGUCAGCGGCGUCAAGAGCAAAGAAGACCUUUUCUUCCAUGUCACCGGUCUUGAUCCACUUACCCACAACGCCACCAUCCUGGAACGCAUCCACAUGAAGGGACAGCCGGCGCACGUCGUGUCCGGAAUCGACGACGACACGCCGGAACACUUUAAGCCGCUCGAGUACCCGUUUGAUUUGGCGUGGCAAAAGGUGGAAAAGUUCAAGGGAAGCAAAAAGAAGCACCAUCAAAGUGGAGCGCACUGCAAACCAGAGGGAAAUGUGGCCAACGAAUUUGAGACUUGUGUGCCGAAAGAGGAGCAAGUGAGCGGUUGAAGUUGAAGAGUGUGGGAAACCCAAACUAUGAAUAUCUUUGGAUGAUAUAUUAAACCGUGGAAAAUGUUAAAACUA
Molecule: messenger RNA, 2045 nt
Organism: Culex pipiens pallens (northern house mosquito)
Lineage: Eukaryota; Metazoa; Arthropoda; Insecta; Diptera; Culicidae
Product: serine/threonine-protein kinase RIO3
Exons: 3
Coding region: 186-1970 (594 amino acids)
Biological process (GO): protein phosphorylation; maturation of SSU-rRNA
Cellular component (GO): preribosome, small subunit precursor; cytosol
Molecular function (GO): ATP binding; protein serine/threonine kinase activity
Source: RefSeq, a predicted model, not a curated record